CGACAGUGCAACACUACCUCGAUCUCAAGUGCUGGAGGAACCGUGCGAGAUCUCUACUCAUCCCGCACAACAUGGCUCUUCAAUACCCUCUGCCAGUCAGAUGUCAGUGAAUGAGACAAAAUCCAGCCACAGCCUUUCGCGAGUGACGUACACUGAGAUCACUGAUAACAUUGCAACUUCUGAUUGUAUGCCCUACGAUGAAGAUGCCUAUGCCACUAACACGCCUCCCCCAAGUGACGUGGUUCUUGAGGAGCCCAAAGGUCAACUGCCAAAGACGCAAACAGACCUUGCACAUAUGCGACAAGGGCAGUCGAGCCCAUUGAUGCUAGGUUCUGUGAGCGAGAAAUCAUAUGUGAUGUCCGCCAAGGAACGUCUCGAUUUGCCGACGAACGAUCCUCAACCGGUCAUCCCGAAAAACAGCGAUGACGUUUGUCUUGGGAGUGACCAUGUGGGGAACACUCUCAUAACAGCAGAAGAAGAACCAGUCAGAAAGUCUAGGAUACGGAGUGACUGCAUGACUGUUGACGAAGCUCAAGCCUCAUUCGCCAAUGAUCUGCUCAGCAAGGAUUCGUGUCUACAACGAAAGCGCCCAUCCAGCGAUAGCUGGAAUGACUCGACAGGCAGAUACUCUUCCAUAAAAUCAUGCAGGCUGCCUUCAGCCACUAAGAGACGUGAGAGUCUGCCUUUACACACCCCGUCGAGCCUAGGCUCCUUGGCGUCAUUCAUGCAGGUCAGAGGAAGGAAGCCCAAGACGACUGUUACACAAAGUCCCUAUUUCAGUUCUCCUUCCAUCGACACGAAAGUUUCAGAAGAUGAUGCAUAUCAUUCGCUCACUCUACCAGAAACUUCCGUUUCGAUAGAGCUACCUCAGCAGAUUCCUGCUGCGCCACAAAGCCUCACACGCGGCCUAAAAUUGGAGUUGUCUACAAGACUCCUCAAGACGCAUCCAGACCUCGUGCGUCUUCUCGAACAAAGAAGACCACUCGUGUCAAUAGAAUAUUUCGACCAUCAGUACGACCAAACAGCCAAGGCUUGGAGCACUAGCGCCUCUUCCACAGACGCAGACAUAGUCCUAGGUUGCACAACCGUUCUGAUAUUAACAAACCUCCAAGCCACUACUCAGCUAUUCUUACCCGGACAUAAAUCAAAUAUCCCAGACGGUAACCCCAACGUCAACUCCCCCCUUCGCGAAAGGGUCUUCCUCCUUGCGAGGCAAUACAGCAUCGUAUAUGUCCUUAUAUGCCACAGCAGUGGCUCCUCAUCCCAGUCCGCUCCAGGGAGUAUAACUGUGCACAAGAACUUACUGACCUCUCUGAACUCCUUCACUGCUUUCUGUGACUCCCUUGCGGACUUUGCUAGUGUUCACUGCUUGUCGAUUCCUUCGGUCGCGGGUACUGUUGCUGGGUGGAUUUGUGCUAUUGCUGGCCAAUGUCAGAUUUGAUUCGCGGUAUAUGUAAGAGCUUUGUGGUAUCUAUUCGAAGUGUCUUGUCUUUAUAUGAUUGCUGUAUUAGCACUAGCGUUAUAGGAAUAAGAUUUGGGGGCUGAGGAAAAAUA
Messenger RNA from Aspergillus saccharolyticus JOP 1030-1, 1554 nucleotides. RefSeq lists its product as uncharacterized. The record is from RefSeq and is a predicted model, not a curated record. The transcript has a single exon. NCBI's taxonomy places the organism in Eukaryota, Fungi, Ascomycota, Eurotiomycetes, Eurotiales, Aspergillaceae. The coding region runs from base 101 to 1441 and encodes 446 amino acids.